AUGGCGGCCUCGCAGCUGGCAGCCCUGGAAGGAGUGGCGUCGGUGGCCGGGGAGCCGCCCCUGACGGAGACCAGCCCGGGCUUCCUGUAUUCCGAGGGCCAGCGGCUGGCGGUCGAGGCUCUGCUGAGUGGGGGCGCAGAGGCCUUCGAGGUGUGUGUGCAGCGCGAGGGGCUGCCGCCCUUCCUGAGCCGGGCGGAGCUCCAGGGCCUGGCCGCCGCGGCUGAGGACUGGACGGCGGCCAAGGAGGAGCCCGGCAGCGCCGAGGGAGCCGUGGCCGAUGGGGACCCCCGCAGCCUGACCUACUGGCCGGGACAGUCGGAGGAGCCGGUGCCGGUGCUGCGGCUGGGCUGGCCGGAGGACUCGGGCUGGAAGGGCAUCACCCGGGCGCAGCUGUACACCCAGCCGCCGGGCGAGGGCCACCCGCCCCUCAAGGAGCUGAUGCACCAGGAAAUCCAGGCCGCCAGCAAGCUGGUGGCCGUCGUCAUGGACAUAUUCACCGACCCAGACCUGCUUUUGGACAUGGUGGAUGCUGCCACUCGCCGCUGGGUGCCCGUCUACCUGCUCCUGGACCGCCAGCAGCUGCCUGCCUUCCUGACCCUGGCCCAGCAGCUGGGGGUGAAUCCCUGGGCCACUGAGAACCUGGACAUCCGCGUCGUGCGGGGCUGCAGUUUCCAGAGCCGCAGGCGCCGGCAGGUGACGGGCGGGGUGCGGGAGAAGUUCGUGCUGCUGGACGGCGAGAGGGUCAUCUCAGGGUCCUACAGCUUCACAUGGAGCGACGCACGCCUGCACCGCGGCCUGGUGACCCUGCUGACGGGCGAGAUCGCCGACGCCUUCA
This is a messenger RNA of Myotis lucifugus (little brown bat), 835 nucleotides long. It is a transcript of the gene SACK1E, whose product is annotated as family with sequence similarity 83 member E. The record is from RefSeq and is a predicted model, not a curated record. The transcript is spliced from 4 exons. Lineage: Eukaryota; Metazoa; Chordata; Mammalia; Chiroptera; Vespertilionidae. The annotation marks the transcript as partial.